Molecule: messenger RNA, 2624 nt
Organism: Vitis vinifera (wine grape)
Lineage: Eukaryota; Viridiplantae; Streptophyta; Magnoliopsida; Vitales; Vitaceae
Product: protein FAR1-RELATED SEQUENCE 7
Exons: 2
Coding region: 120-2441 (773 amino acids)
Biological process (GO): regulation of DNA-templated transcription
Molecular function (GO): zinc ion binding
Source: RefSeq, a predicted model, not a curated record
UCCCAACAACCCCUUUCCCGCCAAAAAGUGCCACUUCAACACUCUCUCUCGAUCACUCUCUCCUCGUCUGGGCAUUCAACCCAAUUCUUCGCACUUCACAAUCGUGAAUAGAUAUUGAUAUGAACAGGGAAGAAUGUGAGAACAAUGUUAAUGUUAAUGUGACAGAAAACCCAAUGCGUGGAAUUGGGAUAACAAAUAAUUUGCAUGUGGAGAAUGAAGGAUUGUCAAAGCUUGAACCCUAUGUGGGGUUAGAAUUUAAUUCAGCAGACGAUGCCCGGGAAUUUUACAGUUUGUAUGCGGCACAUACUGGGUUUAAAAUCCGGAUUGGUCAGCUCUAUCGAUCAAGAUCUAAUGGGUCUGUUUCAUCUCGAAGAUUUGUGUGCUCCAAGGAGGGAUUUCAGCUCCAUUCAAGAACAGGUUGUCUGGCAUUCAUAAGGGUACAGAGGGUUGAAUCUGGGAAAUGGGUUAUUGACAAUUUCAAGAAGGAUCACAAUCAUGAACUUGAACCUACAGAGGAAAUGUGCCUGAGCCGGAUACAGCCGGCUGCAAAAUCUUUAGUUAAUGGGACCUAUAGGCAGGGAAUUAGGUUGCUUGAGGAAGAGGAGGAUGAAAACCAUUUCCCAUCUGGCAUCAUCAACUUCAAACGCCUGAAGACGGGAGAGAGGGAAGGUGGUGAAGCCAUGGUCGAACCAUAUUUAGGUCAGGAGUUCAGUUCAGCAAAUGAAGCAUACAAAAAUUACAAUGCUUAUGCAGCUAGUACAGGGUUCAAAAUUCGGAUUGGCCAGUUGUUUCGUUCAAGGGAUGAUGGGUUAAUUACAUGCCGAAGAUUUGUCUGCUCAAAGGAAGGACAUCAACAUUCUUCAAGAGUAGGAUGUGGGGCAUUCAUAAGGGUAAAGAGACAAGAUUCAGGAAUGUGGGUAGUGGACCGUUUCAUCAAAGAACAUAAUCAUGAUCUUGAUCCUCCAAGGGAAGCCGAUAAGAAAAUCCCUACCGCUUUGAUAGGAUUCAGAGAUGACACUAGUGGUGGAUUGGAAAACUUGGGUUCAGUCGAGACAAAUGACGGGAGUCAUAUGAAAAGAAGUCAAGAAAGUAAUAUUGGAAGCGAUUGGUAUGAUGUUCUCCUCGAGUAUUUUCAAUCCCGGCAAGUAGAAGAUACAGGAUUCUUUUAUGCUGUAGAACUGGAUGAUGGCAGAUGCAGGAGUGUGUUCUGGGCUGAUGGCAGGUCUAGAUUUUCAUGCAGCCAGUUUGGUGACGCCAUUGUUUUUGACACCUCAUACAGGAAAAGUAACUAUUUGGUGCCAUUUGCUAUGUUCAUCGGAGUUAACCAUCACAGACAACCAGUGCUUCUUGGGUGUGCUUUAAUUGCUGAUGAAUGUAAGGAGUCCUUUACUUGGGUGCUCAGAACUUGGUUUAGGGCAAUGUCUGGCCGCCAUCCACAGUCCAUAAUAGCAGAUCAAGACAAGGCCAUCCGACAAGCGAUUGCCCAAGUAUUCCCAGGGAUCCAUCAUCGAUUCUCAGCAUGGCAAAUCAAGGCAAAGGAGCGGGAGAACCUGGGCCGUCUACUUUCCAUAGACAGUGGUUUUAAAUAUGACUAUGACAAGUGCAUUUAUCAGAGUCAAACAGCUGGUGAAUUUGAUGCUGCAUGGAAUGCACUCCUCAACAAAUACCGCAUGAAGGGGAAUGCUUGGCUAAAAGAAAUGUAUGAGAAGCGUGAAAGUUGGGUUCCACUGUACUUAAGGGGCACCUUCUUUGCCGGAAUCCCAGUGAAUGGAGGUAUUAAGUCAUUCUUUGGUACACUUUUAAACGCCCAAACACCACUUAGAGAGUUUAUUUUACAGUAUGAAAGAGGUCUUGAGCGACGCCGUGAGGAGGAAAGACAAGAUGAUUUUGAUUCUUCUAAUUUGCAGGCAUAUUUGCACACAAAAGAAAUGAUAGAAGAACAAUGUAGAAGGCUUUACACACUCACUGUUUUCAAAGUGUUUCAGAAAGAACUUCUGGAUAGCUAUGGCCAUCUUGGAAUGAAGAUUUCUGAAGAAGGGAUCAUCAGUAGAUAUUUGGUGCGGAAGUGUGCAAACGACAAUGAGAAACAUAUAGUUACCCUCAAUGGAUCCAACCUGAAUGUGUUUUGUAGCUGUCAAAUGUUUGAAUUUGAAGGUGUGCUGUGUAGACAUAUUUUGAAAGUCUUCCAGAUGGUGAACAUAAGGGACAUUCCAUCUUGCUACAUCCUACACCGGUGGACAAAAAAUGCCAAGUAUGGUUUUGUGGGUGAUGUUGAAUCAGACUCAGGAGGUAGCUCCCAAGAUCUCAAGGCCAUGAUGGUAUGGGGUUUAAGAGAAGAAGCCUGUAACUACAUUGGGGCUGGGGCUGCAUCUCUUGAAAGGUACAAACUUGCCCUAGAGAUUAUGCUAGAAGGUAGAAGAAAAAUUAGUCAGCAAAACUAAGUUCCUAGAGGAAAGGCCAUACACAUCUCUUGUGCUAUAUUCUGUAGGCUGAGAUGCAUGUGCAGUUAGUUCUUUUGUGGGCCUCAGCUCUGUAUUAAAAGACUUGAUUUUCUUUGCAUACAAAUACCCUUUGUAUUAAAAUCAGAACUAGUUGAAUAAAUUCAAAAUUCUGAGUUCCAUCCA